AUGGCAAAUAAUACCGACCAGGGAAGUGGGUCAGAAUAUGUAAGCUUUGUGUGUCAACGAUGUCGGCAGCCACUAAAACUUGAUCAUUCGUUUAACACCAUCAACAAACAGUUAUUGACUGAAUUGACAGCACCACUCACAAAAAAUGUGGACCAAGAUGAAACCAUCAACAUAUUUAAAUCAGGAAAUGAGAGUUCAGGGAAGCACCCUGAAGAUAAUAUGGUUGUGCAACGAGUCAUUCCCCCAAGUAUUCUGUAUGAGGAGGAGGCAGGGCACGACUUUCUUCUACUGGGUGAGACAGGGUCAGGAUAUACAGACAAUUUAAGUCACAGGGUCAAGGUAAACAGUAUCCUGUUUGAUAUAAUGUCUGGCCAGUCUGAUGUUGAUCAUCCUCUCUGUGAGGAAUGUACCGACAAUCUGCUAGAUCAACUCGAUCACCAGCUCAAGAUCACUGAAGACGAGUGUAAAGAUUACAGAGAGUUUCUUGAGAACCUGAGUACAUCUGAGGAGAACCAAGAGGUAACAGGAUUGGACGAUGAACUCAAACAAUUGGCUGCUGAGAAGGAAGCCUUAAAACAAGAAUUGGAAAAUGUGGAACGAGAAAGGAAGGACAUGACGAGACAAAUAGAAGCUGAGAAAGAGAUUGCCAAAGAGUUAGAAGAGGAAGAAGAAAGGUACUGGAAAGAGUAUAACGAAUUCAAGCGUCAAGUACAAAGUUUGGAGGAUGAGCAACGCAGUGUGGACAACCAGCUUAAAUAUGCCCAGACACAACUAGACCGAUUAAAGAAAACCAAUGUUUUCAACACAACAUUCCAUAUUUGGCACAGCGGUCACUUUGGGACAAUAAACAACUUCAGGCUAGGGAGACUUCCAAGUGUUCCUGUUGAUUGGAACGAGAUCAAUGCAGCGUGGGGACAAACUGUUUUACUUCUUCAUUCACUAGCCAACAAAAUGGGGCUGACAUUUAAAAGAUAUCGUUUGGUUCCCUAUGGUAAUCAUUCCUAUGUGGAAUCGCUCACUGACAAAUCCAAAGAAUUACCUUUAUACGGCUCGGGAGGAUUUCGUUUCUUCUGGGAUACAAAGUUUGACCAGGCAAUGGUUGCAUUUUUAGAUUGCCUACAACAGUUUAAGGAAGAGGUAGAGAAGGGUGAUGCAAGUUUCUGUUUACCAUACAAGAUGGAGAAAGGCAAAAUAGAAGACAACAGUUCAGGGACGUCUUACUCUGUCAAGAUCCAGUUCAACUCAGAGGAGCAGUGGACAAAGGCAUUAAAGUUUAUGCUGACAAAUCUAAAGUGGGGUCUUGCCUGGGUCACUUCGCAGUUUGCCACAAAAUAAGUUAGCCCAAAUAUCAUCCUGUAUGUUCGGACAUAUCUCAUGUACCAUGUGUCAGCUCCCGUCUGUCACGAUAUCACAAUUACUGGAAACAAUUUGGUUUGGCUUUGUACUGUCAGUCGCUGUUUUAUCAGAAAAAGUCAUAAACGUCUUGAUCCUUUUUUUUUGUUAAACAAAAUCAUCAGAUGAAGCUGUAUAACUUGAAACCCAUCUAAAGGAUGAGAUAAGUAGAUAUGAGAAAUAGUGUGAGACUUCAAACGACUCGGUUAAAGAAUGAGAAAAGUUUAAAGGGUGAGAUAAGUAGAUAUGAGAAAUGGUUAGGAACUUCAAACAACUUAAAGAAUGAGUUCAGCUGUUGUAAAAAUGUUGGUUAAAAAAUAACUUAUGCCAUAGUGAGAAAUUUUUGUGAGAACUCAAAUGACUUGGUACAAAAUUAAAAGCUUUUGUGAGAAACAGAAUGAAACUUUACACGACUUUAAUGAUAAAGUCAUUGUGAGAAAUUAUGCGAGAUUUGAGUCAUGAAAGAAUGUGAUAUUUAUAUUAAAUUGAUUGAAGAUACAAUAUUGUGUUAUAUGUUAUUGAAGACGUCACUAUUUAAUUGUGCAAUAAGAUUGUAGGUUAAGUUCACUGAAAUGUUCAUAAAAAUCAUUCUGUGUUUUUAAAAGACAGUUCAUGCCAUUUUGAUUGA
This is a messenger RNA of Ylistrum balloti, 2020 nucleotides long. RefSeq names its product beclin-1-like. Gene Ontology annotation, cellular component: phosphatidylinositol 3-kinase complex, class III, type II; phosphatidylinositol 3-kinase complex, class III, type I; phagophore assembly site. NCBI's taxonomy places the organism in Eukaryota, Metazoa, Mollusca, Bivalvia, Pectinida, Pectinidae. Gene Ontology annotation, biological process: late endosome to vacuole transport; autophagy; autophagosome assembly. The transcript has 16 exons. The record is from RefSeq and is a predicted model, not a curated record. The coding region runs from base 1 to 1335 and encodes 444 amino acids.